AUGUCAACACCAACGAGGACACACAUUUUCGUAACGGGGGCUACUGGUGGUUUACGGUCAAUCGCAGGCUAUAUUGGCGGAUCUGUUGUGUCUGCAUUGCUAUCACACCCCAAAUCUGAUACAUUCCACAUAACUGCGCUCAUCCGCUCUCCUGAAAAGGUUGCGCUGUUCAAUAGCGUCGGUGUUACAGCUGUCGUUGGCAACAAUAGCGAUCUUGAUACGCUGACAUCACUUGCCAGCACAGCGGACGUAGUCUUAGCAUGUGCUAAUGCCGACGACCUUUAUGCAGCCAGAGCAAUCUUCUUAGGACUGAAAAAGAGACACGAAGAGACCAAUACGGUCCCCAUUUUUAUCCACACUUCUGGAACUGGUGUCCUGAUAGACGAUGCUGCCGGGAACUACGCUACAGAUAGCAUUUAUUCCGAUCUAGACAUCGCAACAAUCGAGUCGCUUCCCAAGACUCAACCGCAUCGUGAAGUUGAGCUCGAAGUCAUCGCUGCUGAUAAAGAAGGUUACGUGCGGACAUAUAUCAUUCUGCCUUCGACGAUAUAUGGCAUUGCGAACACACCAUUGGUCUCACUUGGCGUUCAGAAUCCGUACUCAAGGCAAAUUCCUCGUCUCAUCGAAGCCAGCCUGGACAGAAAGCAGGGUGGAGUUGUCGGAGAAGGGCUGAAUCUGUGGCCUAACGUUCACAUCGACGACACAGCGACGCUGUACAUCUCUGUUUUCGAUGCUGCAAUGAAGGGCCCGGGUGGUACAGCUCAUGGUCGCGAGGGUUAUUAUUUUGGCGAAAAUGGAGAACAUCGCGUGGGUGAGAUCUCUGAGAUCUUAGCGAAAUUGUUGUAUGAUAUGAAGCGGGGCAAAAGUCCCGAGCCCACGGUCUUCACGAUCGAAGAGAUGCAGAAGUACUUCGGGGGUCGCUGGAUGGGGUCAAACUCUCGUGCAAUGGCGGAACGGGCUAGGCUGAUUGGAUGGAAUCCAGUCCAUACUGUCGACAGCCUUUGGGCGAGCCUCAAGCCAGAGAUUGAAGCGAUAUUGGAAAGGCGAAACACCUAAGUCGGGGGUUACUUACUCAUCGUUGUGGAGUGCACAGGGCGCUGUGUACUCUAUUAAUCAAGAUGCGACGAUUUUGCACCAUGGCAUCUCGCUGUAGAGCUUGACACCGAUAGCUCCGCAUAAAUGAAAUCAUACAUACUUUGCGAC
Suillus clintonianus is the source of this 1203-nucleotide messenger RNA. RefSeq lists its product as uncharacterized. NCBI's taxonomy places the organism in Eukaryota, Fungi, Basidiomycota, Agaricomycetes, Boletales, Suillaceae. The coding region runs from base 1 to 1056 and encodes 351 amino acids. The record is from RefSeq and is a predicted model, not a curated record. The transcript has 6 exons.